AUGGCGAAUAAGGAGAAGCUUCCAUGGGAUUUGGUGGAAGAGAUCCUCUCUCGUGUACCUCCUAAACCUCUUGUCCGAUUCAGAACCGUUUGCAAACGAUGGAACACUCUCUUCGACGACAAGGCGUUCAUCAACAACCACAAGAUGACGUUUCGAUUCAUUUUAACAACGAAAUCCAAGAUUUAUUCUGUAAGUCUCAAUCCCGAGAUAGAGGUGCGUGAGUUAAACAUCCCUGGUUUAAAUCUUCCUGACCAGGAACCUGAAGACUUGGUCGAUUGCAAUGGGUUAUUGCUUUUUGAAAUGAGUAGAGGAGCCGUGGUUUGUAACCCGUGGUUAAGACAGACUAGAUGCAUCAGCGAGCCCGAAGGUAACCAAACUAGUUUGCAUUUUCUUGGCAUAGGUUAUGAUCAUAAUAGUAGUAGAGCUGAGGAAAUUGUUUACAAGACGCUUUCGGUUUAUCGUAAGGACGUAGGCUAUACCCAUGCGUGGAAAAUCCAUGACUUUGCCACCGAUUCUUGGAAAGACCAAGAGUUGGAAAAAGCAAAAUCUAGAACACGUCCUAGUAGUAGUGGAGUUAUAGUUAAGUUACACUCCAAAAGAGGUGUAUUGUUGAAUGGAAAUUUCUUCGAUUUCUCGAGAGAAAAAUACUCUAGAUUUUGUGGUCUACCAUGUGGGGAGAACCAUGAUCUCGAUGCUCUUGUUCUUAGGGUUUUCAAGGGAGGCCGGUUUUCUCUGUUAAAGCAGUGCCAUGUAACAAAGAAGAUUGAGAUUUGGGUGACCAAGAACAAGAUUAAUAACCGGUAUGGUGGAGAAGUGAAAUGGGUGAGUUUCAUGGAAGUUUCAACUCCUGAGUUGCCGUAUUUAGAACAGAAUUAUCGCAAACCCUACUCUCAGCCAAGUUACUUCAUCGACGAUAAAAGGGACGAUAAAAGGCUCGUCAUGUGUUCUUGCGAUGUAAUUGGUCGGGCUUGGAUCUAUGUUGUGUGGGGGAAUAAGCUGAUCAGUAAAAUCCAAUUGGAUUCUGUGGUUGAUCGUUGGCCUUUGCAUUGUACCUAUUUUCCCAGUUUGGUCUCGGUUCCUGGAACUCGAAGAGAAGAAGCAGAAUUACAAAUGACAAGAAGACAAAUGGUGUUGUUGGUGAAAGGAAAAUGGUUCGAACAGAGCAACGGCAUGUGGACUAACUUAACGGAACGGACUGGGAAUACCAAAACAGUAUUCCUUAGCGCGAGGAUGACAUUUCGUGAGGUAGUGAAGCUCGUGAAAGAGAAAAUGGAUAUCACGGAAGAUGUGGACGUAACUCUGACCUUCCAGUGGCCGUCAUACAUGCUUUGA
Eutrema salsugineum is the source of this 1332-nucleotide messenger RNA. RefSeq names its product putative F-box/kelch-repeat protein At1g32430. The record is from RefSeq and is a predicted model, not a curated record. The transcript is spliced from 3 exons. Lineage: Eukaryota; Viridiplantae; Streptophyta; Magnoliopsida; Brassicales; Brassicaceae. Gene Ontology annotation, molecular function: protein binding. Bases 1 to 1332 code for a protein of 443 amino acids.